Molecule: messenger RNA, 273 nt
Organism: Spodoptera littoralis (African cotton leafworm)
Lineage: Eukaryota; Metazoa; Arthropoda; Insecta; Lepidoptera; Noctuidae
Source: the annotation of a GenBank genome assembly
AUGCGUGCCUUCCAAUCAUACCCAAAAUACUCCUUCGACUAUGCAGUAGCAGACCCUCACACCGGAGAUCAUAAGACGCAGUGGGAGAGCCGAGAUGGUGAUGUUGUCAAAGGUGCUUACUCUCUUGCCGAACCAGAUGGCACUACUCGCAUCGUUGAAUACACAGCUGACAAAAUCCACGGUUUCAAUGCCGUUGUCAAACGCAUUGGUCAUGCGCACCACCCGCAACACUACAACACUCACAGCUCAGGUGGCUACUACUCUCACUACUAG